This is a messenger RNA of Adelges cooleyi (spruce gall adelgid), 1934 nucleotides long. Its product is annotated as regulation of nuclear pre-mRNA domain-containing protein 1B. Bases 266 to 1297 code for a protein of 343 amino acids. Gene Ontology annotation, biological process: mRNA 3'-end processing. The transcript has 7 exons. Gene Ontology annotation, cellular component: RNA polymerase II, holoenzyme. NCBI's taxonomy places the organism in Eukaryota, Metazoa, Arthropoda, Insecta, Hemiptera, Adelgidae. Gene Ontology annotation, molecular function: RNA polymerase II complex binding. The record is from RefSeq and is a predicted model, not a curated record.
UUAUAAUAAUAUAUGUAUAUGUAGCAAUUGCACUACAGACUAAAUACCUACAACAAUACACAUUAUAAUUUGUAGCAUAGUAUCUAGUAAUAAAUGUGACUGCCGACUAGCGAGAACACUCGCAUUUUAUGUGUUUAUCGAGGUACCUGUUACUAACAGUAUACAGAAUGGAAAAUUUUGCUGUUGAUUUUUGGUUGCUCUAGUGACUUCUAAAUUAUGGUUAAAUUGGAUUGCUGGUGAAAAGUAAAAGGAAAUCAAAAACAUUAUGUCUGGUUUCACCGAAGGAGGUUUGAACAAACGUUUGAAAGAACUUAACGCGUCACAACAAAGCAUACAGACCCUCUCUUUGUGGUUAAUACACCAUCGGAAAUAUGCACACACAGUUGUCAAAAUUUGGUCUAAAGAAAUAGCAGCAGGCGAUGAGGCUAAACAACUAACUUUGAUGUACUUAGCUAAUGACGUCAUUCAAAAUGGCAAGAAGAAAGGGCCCGAAUAUGGCCAGGAAUUUGGCAAAGAAUUAGUUAAAGCCUUUGAGAAAAUUUCAAAGAUUAAUUGUUCCGCCAAAACUAGACAGAGUUUAACACGUUUGUUAAACAUUUGGGAAGAAAGAGGAGUUUACAGUAAAACUCAAAUAGAUGACUUCAAGGCUGCAUUUGCUCCAGAAACCAACAAUUCUCCUAUACAACAACCACCGAUAAAAAAAACUAAACUAAACCACAAAUCAAAGAAAACUAAAUCACUAAACAAUGGAAUAAAAAAAGAAAAGGAAAUUGUUGUCGAAGUAGAUGGCGCCAAAGAGUUGCAUGUUACUCUUUCGCCCAAAACUCCUGUCAACGAUCCACCUGAACCUGAAGAACUUAUUAAAGCAUUAAACGAUUUGGAAAAUGCUCCAUCAUGUGAUGCUGUAGUACGAGAACGAAUAUCUAAACUGCCACCAGAAAUUGCAGAUGUCAGUUUGUUAUCUCAAUUAAAAGGUAAGAGCGAAGCUGAAGAUCUCUUGCGUAAAGUCAAUGAUGCUGUUGCCUUGUUGACUGAUUACAACACGAGGUUGGUAUGUGAAAUGGAGGAACGUAAAAAAGUAACGGCCAUGUUACAAGACUUUAUACAAUCACAAAGAGAUCUUAUUGAUCAAGCUGAACAAAGAUUACAGGAGUAUCAAGGUAAACUGCAAAAAGUUUGUCACGUCCGGCAAGAAGUCAGCACACACUUGCAAAACUUACCCGAUUUAGCUCAAUUGCCGAGCGUUCGAGGCGGCCUAGCGCCUCUUCCAUCAGCCGGUGAUUUGUUUACAGUUUAGUUUACCAUCUUAUCUGUUAUUCAUGUAUCUAUUUAAUGAUGUUUAUUACUAAACAUUUUGAACUACCUAGAUAUUAAAGUUAUUUUUAGUUGGUUAAAUGACAUUCAGUGAUUAUUAUUACAUAAAGUACUAUAUUUUUCAUUUGAUACUGCUAAUGUCAGAUUAUUAUGUUUAGAUUGAAUUACUACACAAAAUAUAAAAAAUUUAAAAAAAAAAUCAAUUAUGUCAUUAUGGGACGAUGACAAUAUUAGUAGCUAUGUGUUUCAUCGUUAAUUUUAUCAACGUUCCAAUGAUGAUAAUGAUGUUGCAAAUUAGUGAAACGAAUACUGUUGCACCGGAGGGCCACACCACUUGCCGAUAAAUUCUAAUAUCUGUUUUAUACUAGAUGAUUGAAUAGUUUUUGAUACCGUCAUCACUUUGGUCCAGUCGUCUUUAACGGCCAUUUUACCACUUUCGAAAGUGAUCGCCAAACUCUUUUUUACGUCUAUAACCGGCCAUCCGGAUAUUACACAAGUAGGAUAUACGCUGCCAUCAGGAGCUGUUAAAUUCGACGGAUACAGUUGUCUUUGGUCCAACGGCAAACUCUAAAAUAUAACAGUAUAAAAUAGCAUUUAAAUCUGUACAAUUAUCGUAAUAA